GAUCUUUGGUGUCGAUGGUGUUGCAGAUCCAACGGAUCACCCGUGACUGUGACCAGUUGUCAAAGCUCACUCGAAUCAUUUCAAAUCCUGAAAACCCGCAAGUAAUUUAAAAGAUCAGGGAGUCUUCGACGAAAUACAUUUGUUGAAAACAGUAGCUUUCUUCAAUUAUUGUAAUAUUAUUAAGAAUAAAAAUGGGCUCAGACUACGCGCACAGAAAAUGGUGUCACUUGCGAAAGGUUUUGGAAAGAUCCGGGCCGUUUUGCAGGCCCGACUUUGAACCCUCGCCGAACACUUUACAGUUUUUAAGCGAAAAUUGCAAGUUAUUAGUUAUCGGAGCAGGAGGAUUAGGCUGCGAACUUCUCAAAGAUUUGGCGUUGAUGGGAUUCGGACAGAUUCAUUUAAUCGAUAUGGAUACUAUUGAACUUUCCAACCUCAAUAGGCAGUUUUUGUUCCGUCAGAAAGAUAUCGGCGCCUCAAAGGCUGAGAUUGCAGCAAAAUUUAUAAACACACGAAUACCCGGGUGCCAUGUCACACCUCACUUUUGUAAAAUACAAGACAAAGAUGAGGCGUUCUAUCGACAAUUUCACAUCGUAAUCUCAGGCCUGGACUCUAUUGUUGCCAGACGAUGGAUUAACGGCAUGUUGAUAUCUCUGUUAAAUUACGAAGAUGGAGAAUUGGAUCAGUCUAGUGUCAUUCCAAUGAUAGAUGGAGGUACGGAAGGAUUUAAAGGAAAUGCCAGGGUGAUUUUGCCUGGCCUGACUGCCUGUAUCGAGUGUACAUUAGAUCUUUAUCCUCCACAGGUUACAUAUCCGCUCUGCACAAUAGCAAACACACCACGUUUACCCGAACACUGCAUAGAGUACGUAAAAGUAAUGCAAUGGCCAAAAGAAAACCCAUUUGAUUGCCCUAUCGACGGGGAUGAUCCGCAGCAUAUAAAUUGGAUCUAUGAAAAAUCAAACGAAAGGGCUGUUCAAUUCAGUAUUCAAGGCCUGACGUAUAGACUAGUUCAAGGUGUUGUUAAAAAUAUUAUUCCCGCCGUUGCAUCUACCAAUGCAGUUAUUGCUGCGUCAUGUAGUACAGAAGUAUUCAAACUAGCAACCAGUUGUUGUUCAUCGCUGAACAAUUACAUGGUAUUGAACGAUUUGGACGGUAUUUACACUUAUACAUAUGAAGCUGAGAAGAAGGAAGAUUGUCUAGCUUGCAGCCAGAUCCCAAGAGAAAUACAAAUAAGCAAUUCGACACUGAAGCUGAAAGAUUUGCUAGCAAUUUUAUGCGAGAGGGUUGAUCUGCAGAUGAAAAAUCCUGGUAUAACUGCAAAUGUCAAUGGAAAAAACAAAACUCUUUACAUGCAAACAGUAGCUAGUAUCGAGGAGAAGACUAGAGAAAAUUUGAACAGAUCCCUUGUUGAAUUGGGUUUAAGAAAUGGAUCUGAAAUAAUGGUGGCUGACAGUACAACGCCAAAUACAGUUGUAAUGAAACUAAAAUUCUCAACUAGUACUACAGAUAUAGACAUGCUAUAGCUCUCAUCAGAUAGCUUUUGUGCACAUGAUAAUCAUGUGAUAGGAGAAAUAUUAUCUAUACAUUGAAUCCUAAAAUAUUUAUAUGUAAAUUGAUUAAAAACCUUAAAUUUUUGUAAAAAAUGAAAAAAGAAAUCACAUUACACUUAGAUUGCAGAGUAAUUUUUGUUUACACUUACCAGAUACCAGAUAUACGCGUAUGUAUAUAUACCUAUAUAUUUUUUGUCUAAAUUUAUAAAAUACUUUUAUGGCACCCAUUUUUGAUAGAUGUUUGAAAAAUGAAAGAAAAAUUAAAGGUAAUAAGUACAAAUACGGUUCUAAAUUGUUGUAUUUUUAUCCUCACCCCGGUUUAGAGGUGGUAGAUUUGUAGCAAACUUAUCACCAACAAGUAAUACAGAAUAAAAAUGAUUGUUAAUAAAAGUUAAUAAUAGGUGUAAAUUGCUUGAUUUAUGAUUCAUUAUCUUUAGUAUUCUUACUGUCAACAGCAUGUUCGGUGUUUACGAUUGAAAAUUUUUUGUUUCUACACGAAAAUGAAAAAUGACCAUAUACAAUAAUUGCUUGGUCAGGUAAAAUACGCAUCUAGCAAAACCUAUAUACUUUCAUUCAUUUGGAUCAAUAUCCACUUGUCAUAUUAUUUUAUUUUAUUCCGCUCAUCACCAGGUUUGUUUGUUACUUUUUGUCUAUUGUAGAAUUUUUUGUAUUUUUUUUUUUUGUUUGCUUGCCAUACGGGCGAACCGCACUGUCCUUCCUGCACUUAACAUUUCCCAUCUCAUUCCAUUCAUCCACUAGAUUUGGUUGUACGAAAAAAAAAAAAAAGUACAGACAUGAUCAAACUCACUGCACAGUUUAUUGAUGGCAAUUGACAAGAUCCAUCGAUAAAUUAGUGAUGAAAAUUUCUAUUUCACUGGGCAAUUCUUCCUGGCAACAUUCUAGUGUCGAAGUACAAGAGAUUCGGCUUUAAAAAAGUAGGAUGUUUUUUUUUUUUUUAUAGAUUACUAAUAGUAGUAAAAUUUAUUUGUGAGUCAAAUUAUCGAAUAGUUAAACGUGUGGCCUGUAAUUGUUAGUAACGAAUUUUUGUAAUUUUCCUUGAGAAGCAAAACUAAAAAAGUUUUCAAAUGACAGGUAUUGCAGGUUUCCGCAUCCCUUCAAGCAUAAAUGUGACAAAGAUCCAUAGUUAUGAAUACAGAAUGGCUUCAAGUUCAAUUUGUAGUCAGAUGAAGUAACUUUUUUUUCAACGUCUUCAAAUUACGGCUCUAAGCAUGUUAAAGAAUAAACCAAAAUUAGAAAUGACAAGCUGACCACAUGA
Messenger RNA from Neodiprion fabricii, 2823 nucleotides. RefSeq names its product NEDD8-activating enzyme E1 catalytic subunit (gene Uba3). Lineage: Eukaryota; Metazoa; Arthropoda; Insecta; Hymenoptera; Diprionidae. Gene Ontology annotation, molecular function: NEDD8 activating enzyme activity. Gene Ontology annotation, biological process: protein neddylation. Bases 192 to 1520 code for a protein of 442 amino acids. Gene Ontology annotation, cellular component: nucleus; cytoplasm. The transcript has 4 exons. The record is from RefSeq and is a predicted model, not a curated record.